This is a messenger RNA of Galeopterus variegatus (Sunda flying lemur), 364 nucleotides long. Its product is annotated as iron-sulfur cluster assembly 1 homolog, mitochondrial-like. Gene Ontology annotation, cellular component: mitochondrion; cytoplasm. Gene Ontology annotation, biological process: iron-sulfur cluster assembly. Gene Ontology annotation, molecular function: 2 iron, 2 sulfur cluster binding. The transcript is spliced from 3 exons. NCBI's taxonomy places the organism in Eukaryota, Metazoa, Chordata, Mammalia, Dermoptera, Cynocephalidae. The annotation marks the transcript as partial. The record is from RefSeq and is a predicted model, not a curated record.
UUGAAUUGAGUAAAGUUCAUGUGUUUUUGUAUAAAAUCUGGUAAGAGUGGAUCAUAAAUUUGUCACAUGAACUUGUUAAAGACUAAUGAAGGCUUUGAAGAAUGCAAGUUUUAUAGCUAAAAACUUAAUAACAUUUUUUUUUCAGACACCUUCAGCAGUAAACAAGAUAAAACAGCUUCUUAAAGAUAAGCCUGAGCACGUAGGUGUGAAAGUUAGUGUCCGAACCAGGGGCUGUAAUGGCCUUUCUUAUACUCUAGACUAUACGAAGACAAAAGGAGAUUCUGAUGAAGAAGUUGUUCAAGAUGGUGUCAGAGUAUUCAUCGAAAAGAAAGCACAGCUAACACUUUUGGGAACAGAAAUGGAC